CCUCAGGACUCCUCCAGGACUCCCUGAGGACCGACAUGCUGGGAGGAGACGAGGUGGCCCAGUGGGACGUGGCGCUGAGCGACGGCGUCUACCGGAUCCAGUUCUCUCACGGAACCACCACCGGGAAACGGGUCGUCUACGUCAACGGACAGGAGGUCAUCAGAAGGGACUGGCUCUUCAAGCUGGUUGGCCGGGAGACGUUCACUGUGGGCGGAGCCAACACCAGGGCAGCCGUGGUCAUCGAGGCCGUCGGAGGCUUCGCCUACGAGUACUCUCUGCAGCUGGAGGGGCGGAGCCUGCAGAAGUUCACCGCAAACCGGGCUCUAACCUGCAUCACCUGGCUGCUCCGCCUGGACGGGGAGGACUGUAGGGUGGUCCUGGAGAAGGACACGAUGGACGUUUGGUGCAACGGACAGAAAAUGGAAACAACGGGAGAGUUUGUUGACGACGGGACAGAGACACGCUUCAUGUUGGGGGAACACGACUGCUGCAUCAAGGCGACGAGCGGUGGGAAGAAAAAAGGCGGCAUUGUGCACAAUCUACUGCUGGAUGGAGAGAAGAUAGCAGCUUCAGCACAAUAGAGCCCAUGAAUGAGGUAUUUACAUGUACAGAUACCACGCAGUACCAGCUGGGCUUUAUUAUGGAGUUGUUUUUCAUCAUUUAUUUGACAAAUGUACAAACCACACACACAAAUAUGUCCAUGUAAA
This is a messenger RNA of Anoplopoma fimbria (sablefish), 707 nucleotides long. RefSeq names its product fas apoptotic inhibitory molecule 1-like. Lineage: Eukaryota; Metazoa; Chordata; Actinopteri; Perciformes; Anoplopomatidae. The transcript has 4 exons. The record is from RefSeq and is a predicted model, not a curated record. Gene Ontology annotation, biological process: negative regulation of extrinsic apoptotic signaling pathway via death domain receptors; positive regulation of neurogenesis; canonical NF-kappaB signal transduction. Bases 36 to 581 code for a protein of 181 amino acids.